Nyctereutes procyonoides (raccoon dog) is the source of this 3206-nucleotide messenger RNA. It is a transcript of the gene OTUD7B, whose product is annotated as OTU deubiquitinase 7B. Gene Ontology annotation, molecular function: cysteine-type deubiquitinase activity; zinc ion binding; DNA binding. Gene Ontology annotation, cellular component: nucleus; cytoplasm. The coding region runs from base 363 to 2894 and encodes 843 amino acids. Gene Ontology annotation, biological process: protein deubiquitination involved in ubiquitin-dependent protein catabolic process; protein K11-linked deubiquitination; protein K48-linked deubiquitination. The transcript has 12 exons. Lineage: Eukaryota; Metazoa; Chordata; Mammalia; Carnivora; Canidae. The record is from RefSeq and is a predicted model, not a curated record.
GGCCGGACUGCCGAAAGCCACCGAUCCCGAGCCAGCCGCCGGAGUCGGAGUGGAGACGGGGUGUGGAGCAGGCAAAAAGCCACUGGGGGAGGCCAGUCCCGAUCAGUGCCUUCUGGCUCCAGCUUCUGAUCCCGUGCGGAGCAGCAGCCGCGGUCGCAGCCUCCGCCACCGCCUCCGCCUCCAUCGUCGUCGGGGGAGGGGCCAGCCGGACCCCGGGGUCACAGCAGAGGAAUGAGGAGAGGCGGCCGGGCCCCGCGCUCCGCCCCGGCCUAGGGCCUUGCCCCGGGAGCCGUGAGGGUAGAGGCCUGAAUUUUGAUCUAUGUCCACCCUACCUCAGCUGCCUGAAAGUACUUAAUGAUCACAUGACCCUGGACAUGGAUGCUGUCCUGUCAGAUUUUGUCCGUUCCACAGGUGCAGAGCCUGGGCUGGCCCGAGAUCUCCUGGAAGGAAAGAAUUGGGACGUGAGUGCUGCCCUCAGUGAUUUUGAACAGCUACGUCAAGUCCAUGCUGGGAACCUGCCCCCACCCUUUAGUGAAGGGAGUGGUGGCUCCAGGACCCCUGAAAAAGGGUUUUCAGAUCGAGAGUCUGCCCGCCCUCCCCGACCCACGCUGCAGCGGCAGGAUGAUGUCAUUCAAGAAAAACGCCUGUCUAGGGGCAUCUCCCACGCCAGCUCCAGCAUUGUUUCCCUGGCCCGGUCCCAUGUCUCCUCCAAUGGUGGGGGUGGGGGGAGCAGUGAGCACCCCCUGGAAAUGCCCAUCUGUGCCUUCCAGCUUCCAGAUCUCACUGUGUACAAUGAAGACUUCCGCAGCUUCAUAGAGAGAGACCUUAUUGAACAGUCCAUGCUGGUUGCCUUGGAACAGGCAGGGCGUUUGAACUGGUGGGUGAGUGUGGACCCUACCUGUCAGAGGCUGCUUCCUUUGGCAACUACUGGGGAUGGAAACUGCCUCCUGCAUGCAGCCUCUCUGGGCAUGUGGGGUUUCCAUGAUCGGGACUUGAUGCUACGGAAAGCUUUGUAUGCGCUGAUGGAGAAAGGAGCCGAGAAGGAAGCAUUAAAACGGCGCUGGAGGUGGCAACAAACACAGCAGAAUAAAGAGUCAGGGCUGGUUUACACAGAAGAUGAAUGGCAGAAGGAAUGGAAUGAGCUGAUCAAGCUUGCCUCGAGUGAACCCCGCAUGCAUCUAGGUACCAAUGGAGCCAACUGUGGUGGGGUGGAGAGUCCAGAGGAGCCUGUCUAUGAGAGCCUAGAAGAAUUCCAUGUGUUUGUCCUCGCCCAUGUGCUCAGGAGGCCCAUAGUUGUUGUGGCCGACACCAUGCUGAGGGACUCUGGUGGGGAAGCAUUUGCCCCUAUUCCCUUUGGGGGAAUCUAUCUGCCCUUGGAGGUCCCAGCCAGCCAGUGUCACCGCUCCCCUCUGGUGCUCGCCUAUGAUCAGGCCCACUUUUCUGCACUUGUGUCCAUGGAGCAGAAGGAGAAUGCCAAGGAACAAGCUGUGAUCCCACUUACAGAUUCAGAGCAUAAGCUGCUGCCCUUGCAUUUUGCUGUGGACCCUGGAAAGGGCUGGGAAUGGGGCAAAGAUGACAAUGACAACGUCCGAUUGGCCAGUGUAAUCCUGUCCCUAGAGGUCAAAUUGCAUCUGCUGCAUGGCUACAUGAAUGUGAAGUGGAUCCCAGUGUCCACUGAUGCACAGGCUCCCCUGGCACAACCUGAGUCCCCCACAGCCUCAGCUGGAGAUGAGCCCCGGUCCACUCCCGAGUCCGGGGAAUCAGACAAGGAGUCUGUUGGCAGCAGUUCCACGAGCAAUGAGGGCAGCAAGCGGAAAGAGAAGUCAAAGAGAGGUCGGGAGAAAGACAAGAAGAGAGCAGAUUCUGUGGCUAACAAACUGGGCAGCUUUGGCAAAACCUUGGGCAGCAAGCUCAAGAAGAACAUGGGAGGCCUGAUGCAUAGCAAGGGCUCCAAGCCCGGAGGGGCAGGCGUGGGCUCAGGGUUAAGCAGUGGCACCGAGACCCUGGACAAGAAGAAAAAGAACUCACUGAAGAGCUGGAAGGGUAGCAAGGAGGAGGCGGCUGGGGAUGGGCCUGUCUCCGAGAAGCCUGCAGCUGAGUCUGUUGGUAAUGGAGGGAGCAAGUAUAGCCAGGAAGUGAUGCAGAGCUUGAGCAUUAUGAGGAUUGCAAUGCAAGGGGAGGGGAAAUUUAUUUUUGUUGGAACCCUGAAGAUGGGUCACCGUCAUCAGUAUCAGGAGGAGAUGAUCCAGCGCUACCUUUCUGAUGCUGAGGAGAGAUUCCUGGCAGAGCAGAAGCAGAAGGAGGCAGAGAGGAAGAUCCUGAAUGGAGGGGUGGGGAGUGGGCCUCCUCCAGCCAAAAAGCCAGAGCCAGAUGGCGGGGAGGAGUUGCCGACUGCCCCCCUAGUGGAGUCCAAGGCUGUGGCAUUCUCUGCUGGCUACCCUGGGGGCUUUACUAUCCCUCGGCCUGCUGGGGCUGGAGUCCAUUGCCAGGAACCCCGGAGGCAGCUCGCAGGGGGUCCUUGUGGGGGGGGCCUGCCGCCAUAUGCCACUUUCCCCAGACAGUGCCCUCCAGGGCGACCCUACCCCCAUCAGGACUGCGUCCCUUCUCUGGAGCCAGGCAGUCACUCCAAGGAUGGUGUUCACAGGGGUGCAUUGUUACCACCCCCCUUCCGAGUGGCUGAUUCCUACAGCAAUGGCUACAGAGAGCCCCCUGAGCCAGAUGGAUGGGCUGGAGGUCCGCGGGGGCUUCCUCCAACCCAGACCAAGUGCAAACAACCGAACUGCAGCUUCUAUGGACACCCUGAGACAAACAACUUCUGCUCCUGCUGUUACAGGGAAGAACUGAGGAGGAGGGAGCGUGAACCGGGUGGGGAGCUGCUGGUGCACAGGUUCUGAGUGGGAGAACCUUGGAGGGCACGGGGGCUAAACAAAGAGAGUUAAGCUCAACUAAUUGGCUCAUCAAGACCCAGCCCCCAUGCAGAUGGGGCAAAUGCAGUAAUGUUGGCAGGAGCCUGGCUAGAAACUUUUAAGUGUGUGUGCGCGCUAGAGAGCUGCCAGGCUGGCAAGAGCAGGUCCGGCCGAUGGUGCCUGAAGGGCUACACUAGUCCUUUGUCCAUCUUGAUGGGACCCAGGAGGUCCAAGGGGGGAAAGAUGGUGAUUCUGUCUCAUCACUGCUUGGGUACACCCAAGGACCUAAGGGAAAUGAGG